Molecule: messenger RNA, 549 nt
Organism: Blastocystis hominis
Lineage: Eukaryota; Bigyra; Opalinata; Blastocystidae
Biological process (GO): exocytosis; Golgi to plasma membrane transport
Cellular component (GO): exocyst
Source: RefSeq, a predicted model, not a curated record
AUGCAGAGUUCUAUAGCAGGCGGUAUUGUAUUUGAACUCGGAUUGAAUUAUCCCGUAAAGUGGGAAGACGUUGUAAUUAAUGAUUCCGAUGAUGAUGAAAUGAUUUACGGGGAAUCAGCAUCUUUGCUAAAGAUUAGUAAGGGAUAUCACGAUCCCCUUGGUAUAGUCACGGAUCUUGUAGAUCCUCAGACGGAUGAAUUAUCCUACUCGAGCGAACUCUUCAAUCCUAUGAAAUACCUACUGGAAAUUCAUAACAACACUGGACUGGAAAGCCUCCGCAUAGGUCUACAUAUGAUGAAUGAAACUACCCUGGACGAAGAGGCGCGUCUGAAGACGCUGGUAAAGGACUAUUUUGGUGAAUUCGUGACGGCCCGCAAAACAAUCGAAGAGUUGGAUGGAACUCUCUCGGAUAAUAAAUUCUUCACAAAGGAUGGUGGUUUGGUUCUGGAAGGCCUGGUGAACGAGACCGAGGAGCUCACCGAAGAGCUCAUUGCUCCUCUGCAGCAAAACCGUGAAGUAGAUGCCUCGAAUUGGAUUGAAUCAAACUAG